AUGGCUUACGUCGACCAACCCUACCCCAUGGGAUUCCACAUGGAAGACCCCGAGUCGGUGGACUUUGAUUAUAUAUUCCACAAUGUCCUCUCAAACUGCGACAAUCAGUCUUUCCCCUCAAGCUGCGACAACCAGUUGUUCCUCUCAGGCUACGAAAACCAGUCUCUCCUCUCAGGCUACGACAAUCAGUCUCUCCUCUCAGGUUACGACACCCAGUCAACUGCCACUAUCUCACCCCAAGAUUUGGCUUUGCCCUACGAGAGUGAAUUCACUUCGCCAGUCGAUUUCAUGACACCAUCCUUCGGCGCUGAAGACCAACAAGAGCUCAUGACCAUGGAGGGGGCCUUCACGCAAGAUCCCACACCUCCAUUAUUCGAUGAUGCUUCCUUUGCGGGAUACAACCCCUACGACGGCAAUGCAUUCCGUAGCGAGGUUGAGGCGCUGGUCGCUCUCGACGACCGUGCUGUUUCCAUGAAGCGGAAGCGUCGCGAUGCUUCGAUUUAUCUGCAUCUCCAAAGCCUCGGCGAUGCCAACAAGCAUGAUCAAGGCAUGUCCUCAGACUCCAACACCAGCUUCUCCUCCUCAAGCUGUUCCGACAUGCGCCAAAGCGCUUCUCCCCUCUCCAGCCCGGAAAAAACCGCUACAGAGGCACCUCCUCCAGGUGGCAUGGAAAUGGUGCUCGAUUUGAACAUGAAUGCUGCCGCCAACGUGCCGAAAAAGCAGAAGCCUCGUUCGAAGGCACAGAAGGAGAACUACAUCAAUGCUCGCAAGUUCGGCGCUUGCGCGAAACACAAACAGCAACACAAGCAGUGCAACUGCCUGAAUAGGUCUGGUGGUAGCGCAACUGCCAGCAUGUCGCCGACAAUGGCCACUCUGCAAAAGCGACUGAAGCAACCGAAGCUCCAAACUUCGGUUCGUCCAGACACACGCUACCCUGUUUCACCAGGUCAGACCACUGCACCUCAAACACCAUUGCUUUCAUCCGUCAAACCACCGAGGAUGUCCACAAACUCAUCUUCUGGCCACGACACAUCAAUCGGACUGCCAGUUGUCCCACAAGAUCUUCACAGAACGAACAUUCAAAGGAGUACGAUACCAGGACGAGAUUCUGUGUAUCCAGGCGCCCCAGGCCUCAGCAACGUGUCAUCGCAAGACACUGCUAUCAAAUCGGGCACUUUGGUUGCGAAGAACGCAAUCCAAGCCCACAGCCGGGCUGCUCCACCAGGAAGGAACGUUUCCGAGGCAUCUCAAGGUCAAGAAACUGUUCAACCUGGCGGGACUGUCAGGUCAUCUUCUGGUCGCGAUGUUGUCGCUGGCAAGAAGACUCCCAGUUCGUCUGCGGGUCACGAGAUAUUAAUCUCUGGCACAAGCUCCAACACAGCAGCCAUCGACCGAGGCCGUGCUACAUGCCAAUCUACCAACCAAUCUGCCACCACUCUACCACCAGCCGGCUCAAGUCUGCGCUGGUCCAUCUCCUCCUCAACUGUGCCCGCACAGUCCGACACUUCAACCCCCUCUGGUGUUCCCUCCGCCGUGCCUUGCACCGCAUCGAAUGGGGGAACCCCCAUACGAAGAAUUGUGCAAGACACAAUUCUGCCAGGAUUCAUUCCUGCCACCCAUGGGAUUCACCCAGGUGGGACUGCCAUGGCGCUGGGGCUGCAACGACGAUCGGCAUCGAACGUCGUUGCUGGCCUACAGUCAAUGCCGAAAAUACAAGCGACCAAGACUUCUCACUCUAUUCCGGGUGCGUUGGCAAACCGUUUGCUGGACUCAUUGCCCAGUGGUUUACCACAGUCGGUCGCUCGUGUUGGCAGUUUGCUUUAUACUUCCGUUGCGCUUUGCGCCCAAUUGACGCUCCAGCACGGAAGCGUCAAAGGAGCGAUAUGGAAAGGACUUUCCUUCGCUGGCAGAUAUACGCGAGCUGUUCACAAGUUGUUCAGCUCUAAUGGUCUACGAAUCUAG
Messenger RNA from Penicillium brevicompactum, 1962 nucleotides. RefSeq lists its product as uncharacterized. Lineage: Eukaryota; Fungi; Ascomycota; Eurotiomycetes; Eurotiales; Aspergillaceae. The record is from RefSeq and is a predicted model, not a curated record. The transcript is spliced from 2 exons. Bases 1 to 1962 code for a protein of 653 amino acids.